CGGAACCCGUGCGCUCACCGCCCGAGGUCAGCAAGAAGCCCCGCGCCUUGUCUGCCUCCAUGGCCGCCGCGCUGCUCGCUCGGGCCUGGGGCCCCAGCCGCCGAGCUCUGCGUCCUUGGGACUGGCGUCGGUUCCAUACUGUCUACCAGUCUGUGGAACUGUCUGAGACACACCAGAUGCUGCGUCAGACAUGCCGGGAAUUUGCUGAAAAGGAGCUGGUUCCCAUCGCAGCCCAGGUAGACAAGGAGCAUCGCUUCCCGAAGGCCCAGGUGAAGAAGAUGGGUGAGCUUGGGCUUUUGGCCAUGGAUGUGCCUGAGGAGUUCAGCGGCGCCGGCCUGGAUUACCUGGCUUACGCCAUUGCCAUGGAGGAGAUCAGCCGGGGCUGCGCCUCAACAGGAGUCGUCAUGAGUGUCAACAACUCCCUCUACUUGGGGCCUAUCCUGAAGUUCGGCUCCAAGGAGCAGAAGCAACAGUGGAUCACCCCUUUUACCAGUGGCGACAAAAUUGGCUGCUUUGCACUCAGUGAACCAGGGAACGGCAGCGACGCGGGAGCCGCCUCCACCACUGCCCGAGCAGAUGGUGACGCGUGGAUCCUGAACGGCACCAAGGCCUGGAUCACCAAUUCCUGGGAGGCUUCCGCCGCCGUGGUCUUUGCCAGCACGGACAGGUCCUUGCAGAACAAGGGCAUCAGUGCCUUCCUGGUCCCCAUGCCGACACCUGGGCUCACGCUGGGGAAGAAGGAAGACAAGCUGGGUAUCCGGGCCUCAUCCACAGCCAACCUCAUCUUUGAGGACUGUCGCAUCCCCAAGGACAGCCUGCUGGGGGAGCCGGGCAUGGGCUUCAAGAUCGCCAUGCAAACCCUGGACAUGGGGCGCAUUGGCAUUGCCGCACAGGCUCUGGGCAUCGCCCAGGCCGCUCUUGAUUGUGCUGUCAACUACGCCGAGAAUCGCAGGGCCUUUGGGGCGCCCCUCACCAAGCUCCAGAGUAUCCAGUUCAAGUUGGCGGACAUGGCCCUGGCGCUGGAGAGUGCCCGGCUGCUGACCUGGCGUGCAGCCAUGCUGAAGGAUAAGAAGCAGCCUUUCACCAAGGAAGCAGCAAUGGCCAAGCUGGCUGCGUCAGAAGCUGCAACUGCCAUCAGCCACCAGGCCAUCCAGAUCCUGGGUGGCAUGGGUUACGUGACAGAGAUGCCGGCCGAGCGACACUAUCGCGAUGCGCGCAUCACCGAGAUUUAUGAAGGCACCAGUGAGAUCCAGAGGCUGGUGAUUGCGGGGCACCUGCUCAAGAGUUACCGGAACUGAGCCCUGAGGAAGGGCUAAGGAGCACCGCACAUGGGGGCCAGGCUGGCCUGAGGACAGUGGGAAACAGGGGCAGGAGCCAGGAGGCCUUCAACCAGAUGCUCAGGAAUGCUGCGGGGUGCCCAGCUCGGGGGGCUGUGCCUCUUCUUGCCAGGACCGCCCAGGGCCCAGCCCUCUGGUGUGGACUCUUCUGCUGCCCUCACCUCCACGCACCCCAGACCAGACUGCCCAGGCUAAGCCUGAGAGAAAGGAAAGGUGAAGGAAGGAGACCUAUUCGGAAGACCCCUAUCUUCAGCUCCGCUUUUAGACACUGCUUCCUCUUCACACCUGUGCCUUCUUUUCUUCAUCAGAGUGGACCUGGCCUCCUGGAGGCGGGGCCUUGGGAAGGGCUGAAUUACCACCUUGGGACCCCCCCCCUUUCCUUGCUCAGCGGGAGACCCAGGUGGGGAGACUCAGGUGGGACAGGCUCUUGGCAGCAUCUGCUCUUCCCUGAGGUCAGGGGUCAGGAGGAGGAGUGGGGGCCGAAAUGCCAGGGCCCAGAGUAGCAGAGGUUGUGUUUCCUCUGACUCCUAGGGCUGCCUUGGGAAAGCUGUGUGCCUGGCUCAUCGUGAAGCACCUGGAACCCCAUAAGCCUGUUCUUUAUAAAUUAUAAAUGAGCGGGAAGGGGUUUGAAUCCUCCUUCAGGACAAUCAGUUGUGGAAACAGUAAUAAAGCGUACCUGUGCCUGG
This is a messenger RNA of Nyctereutes procyonoides (raccoon dog), 2023 nucleotides long. It is a transcript of the gene ACADS, whose product is annotated as acyl-CoA dehydrogenase short chain. Gene Ontology annotation, molecular function: flavin adenine dinucleotide binding. Bases 60 to 1298 code for a protein of 412 amino acids. Lineage: Eukaryota; Metazoa; Chordata; Mammalia; Carnivora; Canidae. Gene Ontology annotation, cellular component: mitochondrion. Gene Ontology annotation, biological process: fatty acid beta-oxidation using acyl-CoA dehydrogenase; butyrate catabolic process. The record is from RefSeq and is a predicted model, not a curated record. The transcript is spliced from 10 exons.